AUGAAGAAAAUCUUCGUACCAAUUUUUGCCUGCCCCCUGAUCUUUAACGCUGCGUAUUCCUUAAGUCUAAGCAGCGUGAAUGAACAUUUUUCUGACACUUUGACGAGGGAUAAUAGUGCCGAAAAUGAUAAUUUAAAUUUAAUACAAAAUAGCCUACCUCACAGAAUUAAGCGGAGGUAUAACAACAACUUAAGCAAUGAAUCAGAUAGUGCAAUGCAACCCGGUGAAAGACACAGAGACAGUUCUGUAUAUUUAGAUUUCACAAAUCAUAAUGCACAUGUAGAAGGAGAUUCUUCACGCGCUGCUGCUGCAGAGGGUAAAAGCAGGAAUAACUUCCACGGUUCACACAAAAAUACACCACUUAGCACGGAAAAAAGAACUGUAGAUGAUGGAACCCCUCAGAGGGCCAAAACGUACGGUAAGUACAGAACUUGGAUUACAAAAAGUGAACAAGAACAACAAGCACGUUCUGUUCGAAGUAAAAAUGCUGUUAAAAGGAACAGCACUGAGAGGGGAUUAUCUAGGAAAGGCGCCACACACAGCAAGGUUCAACUAACCAAUUUUGAAGACGAUAUGGAUGAAAGCGGGGAUGAAGACGAUGAUUUCCCAAACACGGAUGGUGACUUAGGUGAUAACUCCAUCGACAAUUUGUUUGGCGACGAUGAUGAUUUAGAUAGCGAUUUGGCCGAUAAUUUAUUCAACGAUGAAGGCGACAAUUUGAUGAACACCGAUGAUGACUUAGGUGAUUAUUCUACGAACAAUCUGCUUAACAGUGAAGAGGAUAACUUGAUGGACGAUUUUUCCGACAAUAUGCUAAGCGAGAACGGUAGCGACGGCUUGGUGGAUGCCGUCCUAGGCGAUCUUGGUGAUGGUUCUGUUGAUAAUUUGUUCAGCGAUGAGGAAGACAGUUUGGUGUAUACCGGUAGUGAAGCGCUUGACAACGAUGUUGAGGAUAAUUUUCUAAGCGCGGAAGAUAGCAACAGUUUGAUGGAUUCUACCCAAGACGAUAUUGGUGAUAGCCCCAUCGACCAUGUGUUUACCAAUGACAUCGAUGUUGAUAGCGACGAUGAUUUAUUUAGCAUCCGGGGUAACGAUCUACGUGGCCGCAAUUUAUUUAUCGAUGGUAACUACCCAUCAGAUAAUAGCAGAGGUUCUUCACUUGGCGACGCUGCGGUAGAUUCUGUAGCUGAUAAGGAAAGCGUGCUAGGUAGUAUUGAGGAUGACCUACCCCUUGAUGGCCCAUUGGGCGUCAAGAGUAAGGUGAAUCCCUCGGAGAGGAGUGGACAGGAACCACCAAAUGGCGGCAAACAGGGGAGUAGCAAAGAUGCACUAAGCAAGGAUACCGUUAAAAAGGACACCGUAAAACAGGAUACCGUUAGAAAGGACACCGUAAAACAGGAUACCGUUAAAAAGGACACCGAUGCCAUUAAAAAGGACGCCGAAAAAAAGGACACCGUUAACAAGGACACCGUAAAACAGGACACCGUAAAACAGGACACAGUUAAAAAGGACACCGUUAAAAAGGAUACCGUUAAAAAGGACACCGUAAAACAGGAUACCGUUAAAAAGGAUACCGUUAAAAAGGACACCGUAAAACAGGACACCGUUAAAAAGGACGUUGGUAAAAAGGAUGGCACCACAAAGGAGGUUGCCAAGAAAGACGUAGGAAAGAAAGUGGCAUCGGGAUCCGCAGAGACAACCAAAGUCAAAGAGGAGAAGCAGUCAAAGCAGGACAGCAAAAAGGACAUUAAAAAGGAGAGUGUCAAGGGCACAUUAGACAAACGUGACAAAAAUAAGCGCAACGAAAAACCCACUGCUUCUAAAAAUCCAAAUAAUAGCCACAGUGGCACUAAUGCUACACCAAAUAGUAACCCGAAGAAUGAUGCAAAGGAAAGGCCUAGAGUUGAAAAGGAAUUCACUCCCCAGGAAAAGGAAACUACUAGCAGUGAGGAUAUCAAGCAAGCCACUUCCACGAGCACAGAGACAAAACAAGCGGAGAAGGUGCACACUAAGGGCACACCAACAAGCGCUGGUAGCACUAGCAACAAUGGCAGCAGAAAUAGCGGUGGUGUCCAAACGGGUAAGGGGAAGAACAUUGGUGCAGGAGGAAAAGACAUUCCGAACAAGGCGAACGACUCGAAGGCCACGGAAAGCAACACAGUAAAGAGUAAGGACGAUCAUAAAGGCGAAGGAAACUCAACACCCCCCGUCGAAAGGAGUGGUAGCAGCGGGGGCGUUACUACUGAGGAGGAACCCCCAAAGGAGCAAAGCGUGCUGCCUAACCCCAUCGGUGGAACCAUAAACAUAAACAUAAUAGCCAACCCUAACUAUGAAGCAAAUCAAACGAAAGGGAAGGAGAAGAAGAAACGCCAUACUCAUGCCAAAGGUAGGGGGAAAAAGAAUCGACAUUUGUACAAGAGAGGUAAUGGAAGAAAUUACAAAGUAGACAGGGAGCAAACCCGUAGGAAUGAGUUGAGCAGCAGUACAAAUUCAGGCAAUUCGGAAUGGAGUGAAGAUGCGCGAGAGGUACGAAGUGGUGUGGAUCCUAAUGUGGACGUCCAUGUAAGCAACCGUGCUGGGCAGGGUGGUAAACCCACUUCACCUGAAGAGGGUGCACACAGUCGAAGCGAAAGCCCAUCGGAGCUGUCCGUCUCAAUAGAAUUACCUCACGGAUCGAGUGAAGUCAAAAAGGCAGAAGCUGUUAUGAUCCCUGAGAGGGAAAGUGCACAGAAGGAAAAAAAACUAAACCUUCUCCAGAUGAACGCUGAAAACGGUGACCGUGUCGACGAAGCAGACGAGUAUGCGGAUGAAGUGGAUGGUGAUACCCAAGAUGAACUCAUCUUAGAAAAAGUGAGGGAAAAUAAAAACCUAGAACGUUUUGGAGAAGAAGACACUGUAGAAAAUAUAGCAUCAAUAGAGCACCCCCUAAUUAGGAAGAAAAAAAAUAUAGUAAAAAAUUCACGUAAGGUGUAUAAUUUAAAUCUGUAUAACUGUACCUUCAUAGACGACUGGGACUUGAAUCAUGAGUACAUGGAUGAAGAGGGUUCCUUGGUCAAGUUAAGUGGAUACGUUUUUCAAAAUAUGGUGAAUUCGGAUUUGAUGCCCACUGCAAAUAUAACUGACUGGAAGUUAAAAGGAUCAUGCGAUUACGAUAAGUAUGUAUGUGGCGCUUUGGGAUACAUGAAUAACGUGUACAGCAAGGGUGAACGAGUUAUAUUUGAAGGUCGAGUGUACGAGGCCACCAGCGAUGCUUACGGCACUCCGAGGGAAAUGGAAAAUGUGUGGGUAGAGAAGACAGAUGACUGUUAUGAUUUUUAG
Messenger RNA from Plasmodium fragile, 3318 nucleotides. RefSeq lists its product as uncharacterized. Bases 1 to 3318 code for a protein of 1105 amino acids. The transcript is spliced from 2 exons. Lineage: Eukaryota; Apicomplexa; Aconoidasida; Haemosporida; Plasmodiidae. The record is from RefSeq and is a predicted model, not a curated record.